Molecule: messenger RNA, 2025 nt
Organism: Budorcas taxicolor (takin)
Lineage: Eukaryota; Metazoa; Chordata; Mammalia; Artiodactyla; Bovidae
Gene: MOB2
Product: MOB kinase activator 2
Exons: 6
Coding region: 510-1442 (310 amino acids)
Biological process (GO): positive regulation of protein phosphorylation; signal transduction
Cellular component (GO): cytoplasm; nucleus
Molecular function (GO): protein kinase activator activity
Source: RefSeq, a predicted model, not a curated record
UCCGGGAGUUGGUGAUGGACAGGGAGGCCUGGCGUGCUGUGAUUCAUGGGGUCCAGAGUCGGACACGACUGAGCGACUGAAUUGAACUGAACUGUACUGUGGCUCAGACGGUAAAGCAUCUGCCUACAAUGCGGGAGACCCAGGUUGAAUCCCUGGGUCAGGGAAGAUCUCCUGAAGAAGGAAAUGGCAACCCACUCUGGCAUUCUUGCCUGGAAAAUCCCAUGGAUGGAGGAGCUGGUGGGCUGCAGUCCACGGGGUCGCAAAGAAUCGGACACGACUGAGCAACGUCCCUCUCACUGACGCGCUGCUCCCCUUUCCUGAGGUUGGUGAGCUCCGGCUGGACGCGAACCUCGGGAGCUGUGCCUCGGGCGGUGUUCGCCUUUGCUGUUCACUCGCCGAGUCGUGUCUGACUCUGUGACCCUGUGACCCCGUGGACCGUAGCACGCCAGACUCCUCUGUCCUCCACCGUCUCCCGGAGUUUGCGGAAGCUCGUGUCCGCCGAGUCAGUGAUGCCACCCAGCCGUCUGGCCCUCGGCCGCCCGCUUCCCCUGGUGCCCCCGACCCUUCCUGGCGUCAGGGUCUUUGGCCCGUCUGCUGCUGGAUGCCUCUCUUUCUGUGAGCUGCCUGGACUCAGGGGGGCCCAGGGCCCCUUGAGGAAGUGGCAGUUCUCAUCCCGUGGCGGGGAGUUGGAGGCACCCUCUGCUCAGUUGCACCAGCUGCCUGGCAGGCCGCGUCCUCCCCACUCAGGGAGGCUCACGCUCCCCAGGAAGUCCAAAGCCAAGCCCAAUGGGAAGAAGCCCGCCGCCGCCGAGGAGAAGAAGGUGUACCUGGAGCCAGAGUAUGCCAAGUCCAGGAUCACGGACUUCGGGUUCAAGGAGCUGGUGGUGCUGCCCCGGGAGAUCGACCUCAACGAGUGGCUGGCCAGCAACACCACGACAUUCUUUCACCACGUGAACCUGCAGUACAGCACCAUCUCGGAGUUCUGCACGGGGGAGGCAUGCCAGACCAUGGCCGUGUGCAACACACAGUACUACUGGUACGACGAGCGGGGCAAGAAGGUGAAGUGCACGGCCCCCCAGUACGUGGACUUCGUCAUGAGCUCCGUGCAGAAGCUGGUGACCGACGAGGACGUGUUCCCCACGAAAUACGGCCGCGAGUUCCCCAGCUCCUUCGAGGCGCUGGUGCGGAAGAUCUGCAGGUACCUGUUCCACGUGCUGGCGCACAUCUACUCGGCGCACUUCAAGGAGACGCUGGCGCUCGAGCUCCACGGACACUUGAACACGCUCUACGUGCACUUCAUCCUCUUCGCCCGCGAGUUCAACCUGCUCGACCCCAAAGAGACGGCGGUCAUGGACGACCUGACGGAGGCGCUGUGCGGCGGGGGCGGCGGGGACGGGCCGGGCGGGGCGGCGGGCGCACAGAACCACGUCAAGGAGAGGUGAGCCCGGCGGCGCCCGCGCCGAGGGAGCGGCGGCGCGCCGCGCGCGUCCGUGUCUGUGCGCGCACGGACUCUGGGCGCCCGGACUCUCUGCCGUCGGCCCCGAGAACCUUGGACUCCGCUCGUCCGUGGCAGACACCUCCGGGGCCGCCCGUCCGCGUCUCCCUCUGGGCUCUGCCCCUCCGGGUCUUCCGCGCCCGCCCCGCCCCGGGCUCGGCCUUGACCUCCGGGGAGACACGCAGCGGGGCGGGGCCUUUCCCCUCGGCGGGGCCCGCGGGCUUCGCUUCUGCCGCCCUUUGUCUUGGCUCGGGCUGGAGUGGCUUUUAGAGACCCCGGCCCGCCUUUCUCCUCCCCCCGCGCGGUCUGGACUCUGGCCCAGGGCCGGCUGGAGGGGCGGGGAGGCCGGGUGUUCGGAUCUCCGCGAGCUGCAACGUCUCCCUCCACUGCCCUCACUGCCCAGGAGGGGAGCGGGGCUGGCCAGGCUCCGGGCUGCGGUGCCCCGGGGCGCGGCCUGUGCGGAGCCGCGGCGGGGGCAGGAGAGCCUGGCCUCCCUGGGCGGGUGUAAUAAAGAGCCUUCUCUCAGGUCA